AUGGAGUCCCGUUCUCGAAGUGACUACUUCAGCGUCCUCGAUGAGGUGUCAAAAUACAACGUGCAACUGAACACUGCCGAACGUCUUUGGGCCGCCUGGUACCUUUGGAUGCAGAAUGACAUACUAGCGACCGGAAUCAUGAGCUUCGUCAUGCACGAGGCUGUUUACUUCGGCCGCAGUCUACCCUUCAUCAUCGCCGAUUUCAUCCCCUACUUCCACAAGUAUAAGAUUCAAGUGCAAAAAAUGCCCACCCUCAAGGAGCAAUGGCAGUGCACCUACGUCGUCCUCCUCUCCCACUUCACGGUCGAGCUCCCACAAAUCUGGCUGUUCCAUCCCCUUGCUACCUACUGCGGUAUGGAAUUCGGUGUUCCCUUCCCUCCCCUGUGGAAGAUGGCCAUGCACAUCGCCAUCUUCUUUGUGAUGGAAGAUGCUUGGCACUACUGGUUCCACCGCCUGCUGCACCAUGGACCCCUGUACAGGGCCAUCCAUAAAAUGCACCACUACUAUUCGGCACCGUUCGGUUUGGCUGCUGAGUACGCGUCCCCGAUUGAGGUCAUGCUCCUGGGUAUCGGAAUUAUCGGCUCCCCUAUCCUCUGGGUUUCCCUCUCCGGCGACCUUCACCUUAUCACCAUGUAUCUUUGGAUCACUCUCCGCCUUUUCCAAGCCAUUGACGCGCACAGCGGCUACGAUUUCCCUUGGAGCCUACGGCAUUUCCUGCCAUUCUGGGCCGGCGCUGACCACCACGACUUGCACCACGAGAAGUUCAUCGGCAACUAUGCCUCCAGCUUCCGUUGGUGGGACUACAUGCUCGAUACCGAGGCUGGUGUUGAAGCCAACAAGCGCCGCCGCGAGAAGAAGCUCAAGGCAAUCAAGGCGCAGAAGCAACAGUAG
Sodiomyces alkalinus F11 is the source of this 891-nucleotide messenger RNA. RefSeq names its product C-4 methylsterol oxidase. The transcript is spliced from 4 exons. The record is from RefSeq and is a predicted model, not a curated record. Lineage: Eukaryota; Fungi; Ascomycota; Sordariomycetes; Glomerellales; Plectosphaerellaceae. Gene Ontology annotation, molecular function: C-4 methylsterol oxidase activity; iron ion binding. Gene Ontology annotation, biological process: ergosterol biosynthetic process. The coding region runs from base 1 to 891 and encodes 296 amino acids.